UGUUGCCUUGGUUACCAUCGACAAUGCCAUCUGAGAUAUAAGGUAAUCAACUGAUUAAGGCAUCUCAGUGGAUAUCAGUGGCUAUCAGCCAUUAUUUUGCGUCAGUCUAACACGUAAGCUAGUUCUGUGUCGGCUUCAUCUGUGGUCCAGAAGACGGAAUUGUUUAAGUCACUUCGGUUUGUGAGUUAAGUGAUGUGGGAGUAGGAAUUAUGGGGCAGAGAAGGAUAGAUCUGACGCGACUGCUGUGAACGCCUUUUUGCAGACAAGUUACGAUGGGGUUCUGGCACUCGAAACCUCAGAAGAAGGCUGACGAGGGUGAGACGGUGAAGCCGAAGAACAUAGAUCCGGAGGAGGCUGUCGUCAACAGGAUUAGGAAAACCCUUUCUCAGGACCUGGAGACCUUCCUACUCAACAACAUUCUUCUGUCCGUCCACUUCUUCGAAAACUUCGAUCGGGAAGUGGGAAACCUCAGGGUGAGCCCAGUUUCUGACCGAGACGCAGAGCGGAACGUGGAGUUGGCCGAACACCAGAGACACUGCGUAUCCCCCGACCGGCUCUUCGAGGUGGCGUGUAGUCACGUGCGGUUCAGGCCCCAGCAUGGGGAACGCAGUCGCGGUUAUGAGUUGCUGCACUCACCGAGGCUCCUGGUCGUACAGGACAACGUGGAGGUCGUGGAGCACCGAGAUGCAGCCCUGUACUCCACCGUAAUGGAGACUCCCAGCUACCGGUUCACUAUGGCGACUGCCACCAACAAUAAGCCAGGCUAUGUGAAGAUUCGGGCCGAAGAGUGCAUGCUUCCACACGGAAGACGUACGACAUACGAAACCAUCAACGAUGAAGACGAGGGUGUUUACACGCACAUCGCCAGUGAACGCUUGGAGGAGAACGGCAUGGAGGAACAGGCCAUUCAAAGUGAAAAGGACUCUUCACAUCCUGAAACCCCAGAGCUGACAGAAGGCCGCCUGAUGAUGAUUGAGAUGCAGAAACACAUCGAAUCUGCACUAAAAGUGCAGUCGUUCCCUGCUGCACGCCCAGUGCUGAAAACACAACGAAGGAACUCGACUAAACGAGUGUUUGGGCCACAGCACCCUGACUGCGACCCGAACAAGGAGACCAGCUUCACGCCCACCGAAAGACGUUUGAGUGGCAUUAUUCGAGCAAUCAAAUUCGUGGACCCGCAUAUGACGGAGGAGCAGAGGAAACUUGAUAUCCUGAAAUCAGCGCAGUCCCUGCCAAACGUGGCCUUUCCCGAGAGUCCAAAAAACAGUGGCAGCUCGGGGUACAAGUCAGAGGGUGGGUCCCCAAACCAUAACAACACAAGCGACUCAGAGUAUGGGUACACCACCAUCACACAGCUCAUGACACCACGGCCCCUGAAGGAGCGGCGGCUUGGUCACGUGCCACACAACACCUCUGAGAUACCGAAGCAGUGCUUCAACGCCAUCGACAUACCAGUCUACGACUACGACGAUGACACAGGCAACUUUAAAGAAAAGAGAAACCUGUUUGAGACACGGUAUUACCUCAAUUCCAUCGUCUUCAUGCGCAGCUUCGCAGACAUAUUCUCAGAUAAGCUAGCAGCACCACUGGGUUUCACCAGUGGACUGAAAUCUGCAACCCUCCAGGGCACCAAGAUAUACUGUGAUACCACUAACAAAGGUCACGAUUCCAGACCCGUCAAGAUACGAACAGAAAUUAUCCCUACAAUUUUUUCGGCCAUCUGGCCAAAAGAAGCCCUCAAGUGGAAAACCCGCACGCGUAACCGUGUAUCCGACCCACGCGCAGAUAUGGUAUACACGUGGCCAACUCAGUCCAUGCUGAAGCAGGUGCACAGCCUGGGCUGCCACCUGCUCCCACUGGGGUACAUGCCCACCCGGGGCAGAAAUAACGAGCAAUAUCUGGAGUGGCAGCUUGCGUUCCCAGAAGCAGAGCGAUACCUCGAAACAUGGCUGACACACUCGCAAGUCCGCUGCCUUCUGUUCAGCCUGGCUCUGUACAAGAGUUUCUUGGAGCCCCUGAAUGUGCAACUGGGACUCCUCCCAACGCACAUACGAACACUCUUGUUCUGGCAGUGCGAGCGGAACUACGCGGCAUGGCCAGAGGAUCGUCCUGGAGAGACACUACGCAAAUUACUAGAAAAACUGUAUGAAGCCAUCAUGCAGAAAAAUCUUCCAGAUUACUUCAUUCCAAGAAGAAAUCUCUUUGAGAGCACUCCAAGAACACACCUGUUAAAGGUACAGGAGAAGUUACUGCGUAUCAGGGAAAAUCUAGUGAUGCACACGUUAUCAGCAGUCCGCAACCUGCGUUACGUGGACAAAUCAUUUUAUCCCGUGUUUGACUGCAAAAGACUGUACCAAAUUAUCACAACUGAUAACCUUGUCACACUCCUGAAUCCUCUGCUACAACAGCCCACACUCAACACAGUCACGCCAAAGAUCAAGCAGAACGCGAAGGACGAGGAAGAUGACGAGGAAUUUGAAGAAGAGGCAGAUGACUCUAACAUUGACUUGUGGAAACCAGUGAUUUCAAAGGACCCUCGCAAGAGAUGGAAGCAAGAUGUGAGGGCGCAGAUCGAGACUGAGAGAGCUGCCCUGAAGUUGGCCAAAUCCACCGCACCAAAACCAAGGAGACCAUCAACAGAUUCCAUUGACAUAAAGCUACAGUCAACAAAGGGAGCAGAUGAAAUGAGGAAGAUGGCAUUACUAGAAUUCUUCAUACCACAUUUUAUAGACAUCGCUAAGAAAAGCAAUUCAUUCCGAGCAACACGCCAGGCCAGAUUUUACCUUCAGCACACAGAACGUCUCAUCAGAUUGCUUCGUGAAUGUGAUGGUGGGGAGUCUAAGGCAUGGAAGUACUCAUUUGAGACAAAGACCUUGCGCGAAGCGAUAGGGGAAGAAUCAACGUACACGGCGGGAAGUUCAUCGGGACCAUUCCGAGGAGCGUCACCCAGACCGGCAGACUCGACGGCGACAUUCGCCCAGACAAAGAAAGAACAGUGCACAGGCGAUAUGACCCAAGCAGCGUCUUCUCAAGGAGAGAUAUUCAAAACCGCAAAUCCUUUUCGAGUGAAAAUGGAACUACCCACCAACAAUCUUCAUUCGAUAUUAAAGAAACCUGUAAUAUUAAACGAUCCGUUGCCUUACGCCAAAAAUUCUAAACAACAGUCACUCUCAAAAACAAACAUUACAACAGUUGCAACUGUUCAUGAACCAAUUAGAAAUAAAAUGAGCCAAGCAACUCCUAGGUACUCCCCCAGCCCGCCAAUCAGAUUUGAAGUGACAGGCAGCCCACCUCUGUCCUCGACUGUCGUGCUAAAUGAGGCGGUUACAGCCGAAUCUACAGACUUUUAGGUACCACUGCAGCAAGAGUGUGAUUACAAAACUACAGCGAGCAACACUCGCCGGAUGCCGGCAUACAACGGCUGAAGUGUCUCAAGAACACACGGUCCCAUCGCAGGGGCAUGAGUAAAGAUAUUAAAAAGGAUUUUAUUUUAAAUAUGUUGAGUUGCAGUGCCCAAGAAACAUUACGGUAUAUCUAUGAAGCAGCUCAGAAAAGAACUAAGUACCGACUUAAAAAAUUCAGCAAUGCGCAAAAUGUUCUUUGCGCUUCAUUCUCUGAAAAGACAAAUAUAUUCACAAGUAUUCAUAAACGAAGCCACAUUUAUAGCUUCGAGCUUUCACAGCAGCACUACAGUUGCUGAAAAAACAGAAAACAUUUAAAAUGGACUUAUCCUGUUUUCUUGGAUAACAAAAACAAUUGUAAUAUUACUAUCUGGGACUGAUUUUUAAGAAAGGGUUUUCAAGCACACCGAGGUUCAAAAUUCAGAGCGAACAAAAGUGAUCUGGGCAGUUUAAAAUAUUCAACAAAAAUUAAAGACACACAUGAAUGAAAAUUACACCAGAGGAAAACUUCAAACUUCUCUUUUGCAGCAUGUGGCAGAAGUGGACGAUAGAGGUUCAGCUGUUGACAGAGUAAAAAUGAUGACUCAACCGAAUAAAGUAAACCCAGUUUGCGCAUGGAGCACUUUUAUGGAACAUCCUCCAAAAACCUUGUUGAAAAGUCAUCAGAGGCUUUUUUUUUUUGGAAUAGGACUGAAGUGUACAAAACACUCUCGUGCUCAGUCACCAUUUUACUGCCACAUCAACACGUGCGAUAAUAGUGGCCGUCAUUGGCAUUACGACACUUCCCCGCAUGCUACAAAUUCUUUAAAUGGUGUUAAAUUUCAUUUCUGUAUGCUGAUUACUCGUUAAAUAAAUAUCUGCAAUUGCUCAGAUAAGUUGUGUUCACCUUCUAUUAGGACAGUUCAAAUCAACAUAUUUUUCGGGAACUGUCACAAAUUCAAUCUCCAGCGCCUCCCAUUAACACAGGUUUUGUUGAAAACUAUCAUAGCGCUCAUUACACACUUUCAAGCGUUCGGACUUGCAAACUGUUAAGACUUUUCUGUGCCAAACCGUGGUGGAGGAUAAUUUCCGCAGUCUGACGCAGAUUCUUUUUUUACGGGAGCAGUGGCAGCACAGACUGGGGCAUAGGCCUCGAUCAUACAAAUACUACGACCGUGGGGUCAAAACCCACUCGAGGCAUGGAUGCUUGUCCGCGUCUUUCUGUGUCGUGCUGUCCUGCGUCCAGGUAGAGGCCUUGCGACAGACUGAUAACUCGUCCAAGGAGUCCUACCAAAUGUCUACAUAACUUGGGAAACCUCUCAUGUGUGAGGAGGUCAAGGUCCUUCAGAGACUAUAAAACCAUGGAAUAAACUGGUAAAUAAGUAAAAUGGUUGUAGGAUUUGAGGUUUUCAUUGCGGCGAGUCUAAAGAAGACAUCCAUCUUCAAGUAAAAUGGUUAACUGAUAUUACUUGCAUUCAAAUACAAGUACUUCAGCUUCUAAUAAAUCGAGAAGGCAAACGUUCCUAUACAUUAUAUCAAUAAAAAAUAUAUUUAUAUCAUUAUUGUUAGUUUUGUAUUGUUUUUUUGUGUAAAAAUUUGCUUUUGUGUGUACAGUGACGUAAUGAAUAAAACUCUUAAUUUUAAUUUUCAUCCAGAAAAAGUGACUUCAAGCUCAUAAUGCGGACUUACGCUUCACAACUUCCACAAAUUAAGCCCAGCUCAAAUACCGCUCUUGUCAGUGCACGCGCGGUUGCGUUACAUUUCGUUUAGGGCAGCCAUCGCACUGAUGGGCUGUUACGAACAUGGUAAAGAACUUUCAUGUUCCAUAAAAACUCACGAGAAAAUUUCUAGCAGGGCAACUAUUAGCUUCUCAAUGGUACCGCCACAUGGCAACAGUACUGGUUAUAACAUCGAAAAAUCUGCGCUGUUGCCACGUCAAGUUGAGAGGGAACAGAGCGAGCCAUUAUCAACAUGAAUAACACAAUGUAAUGAAGAUGUACUCACGUCCACGCCGUGUUCCAUGUAAAAGUCCGCGGUGCCCA
This is a messenger RNA of Zootermopsis nevadensis, 5422 nucleotides long. RefSeq lists its product as uncharacterized. Lineage: Eukaryota; Metazoa; Arthropoda; Insecta; Blattodea; Termopsidae. The record is from RefSeq and is a predicted model, not a curated record.